AUGUUCUUCUUCUUCGUGGGAGGCGUCGAGCAGCAGGUGGCCCGGGUGCUGAAGGAGGGCGCCGGGAGAUGCUUCGCCUGUGGAUCUCAGGCUGAUCUGGUGGAGGUCGAGAAGGUCCUGAAGCUGUUCUUCGUCCCCGUUUGGCGGUGGCCGGGGAAGGAUCCCGCAAUGAGGUGCGAAAACUGCCGCUCAAUUUUCCCCUCCUCCUUCUCCCUGCCGCCCGCCGGCGCCACCGGCGAGGAGUCCUCCGCCGCCGCAGCCUCUUCUGGCCUGUCGCCGUUGCUCAAGUGCUACUCCUGCGACCGCCCGGUGGAGCGCGGCUUCCGUUUCUGCCCCUUCUGCGGCACCGCCCUGUAG
Molecule: messenger RNA, 357 nt
Organism: Spirodela intermedia
Lineage: Eukaryota; Viridiplantae; Streptophyta; Magnoliopsida; Alismatales; Araceae
Source: the annotation of a GenBank genome assembly